Messenger RNA from Polypterus senegalus (gray bichir), 660 nucleotides. Its product is annotated as lectin-like. Gene Ontology annotation, molecular function: signaling receptor activity. NCBI's taxonomy places the organism in Eukaryota, Metazoa, Chordata, Cladistia, Polypteriformes, Polypteridae. Bases 96 to 581 code for a protein of 161 amino acids. The transcript has 6 exons. The record is from RefSeq and is a predicted model, not a curated record.
CAGAUGUUUUUAUAUUCAACACAGUAUAAAUAUGAUGAAAUUCCUGCUUCUGAACUUCCAGCUCCCAUUGUAGGUACUUACAGUAAAGCUCAAAAAUGAGGAUUCCCGUCACCACCCUGCUGCUGAUUAUGAUGGCCUUUCACGAAUCUAGUGGUGGAAUACCCAUUAAGAAGCGUAACUGUGAUGAAAUCUGCCCAGAGAACUUUGUUGCUUUUCUGGGUCAAUGUUAUCAAUAUUUUGGAAAGCAGACAACUUGGAGUGAGGCAGAGGAAAGCUGCAAACACUAUGAAGGCCAUCUUGCCUCAGUUCCCAGUGCUGAAGUCAGCGAUUUUAUCAUUUCGCUAAUUAAAAAGAGCAAUGGCAACACAUUAGCAGCAACAUGGCUUGGAGGAUAUAACACAGUCCAGGACAGUACCUUUAAGUGGACAGAUGGAUCAAAAUUUGGCUUCCAGCAUUGGAAUGAAAAUCAACCUGACAAUUCUGGAGGAUAUGAGCACUGUGUUCACAUCAUUGGUGGCAGUACUGGAGUUUGGAAUGACUUGUCAUGCUCUACUAAAAUGUCUUAUGUUUGCGCCAUUUGAGACUGCAUCAUCAGCUGAUUUUUUUUAAAAAGUAGUUUUGCUGAUUAAUUCAAGUACUUUAUAUAAUAAAGAACUCUGU